Messenger RNA from Humulus lupulus (European hop), 543 nucleotides. RefSeq names its product rust resistance kinase Lr10-like. Lineage: Eukaryota; Viridiplantae; Streptophyta; Magnoliopsida; Rosales; Cannabaceae. Gene Ontology annotation, molecular function: protein kinase activity; ATP binding. Gene Ontology annotation, biological process: protein phosphorylation. The transcript is spliced from 2 exons. The record is from RefSeq and is a predicted model, not a curated record. The coding region runs from base 1 to 543 and encodes 180 amino acids.
AUGGAGAAGAAGACAUUGUCAAUGUAUAAUGGGAUGGAAGAUUUCCUCCAAAGUCAUAACAACCUCAUACCCAUACGAUAUUCUUAUCGAGACAUUAGGAAGAUGACCAAAGAUUUCAAAGAGAAACUAGGUGAAGGAGGGUUUGGCACUGUGUAUAAAAGACAACUUUCUAGUGGUCCCUUUGUUGCAGUCAAAAUGUUGGGAAAAUCCAAGAUUAACAAUGAUCAAGAUUUCAUCAAUGAAGUUGCUACAAUAAGAAGAAUUUACCAUGUCAACAUUGUAAGAUUAAUUGGGUUUUGUGUUGAUGCUUGUGGUAUUGAGUAUCUUCAUCGAGGAUGUGGUAUGCGUAUUCUUCAUUUUGAUAUUAAGCCUCACAACAUUCUAUUGGACGAGAAUUGUAUUCCAAAAGUUUCUGAUUUCGGGCUAGCAAGAACAUGUUCGUUGGAUAAUAGCUUAGUAUCUUUAACUGUUGCAAAAGGAACCAUGGGAUACAUAGCUCCGGAAUUGUUCUAUAAAAAUAUUGGAAGAGUAUUGAACAAAUAA